Messenger RNA from Cyphellophora europaea CBS 101466, 4758 nucleotides. RefSeq lists its product as uncharacterized. The record is from RefSeq and is a predicted model, not a curated record. Gene Ontology annotation, biological process: transmembrane transport; lipid transport. The coding region runs from base 1 to 4758 and encodes 1585 amino acids. Gene Ontology annotation, cellular component: intracellular membrane-bounded organelle; membrane. Gene Ontology annotation, molecular function: ATP hydrolysis activity; ABC-type transporter activity; ATP binding. The transcript is spliced from 2 exons. NCBI's taxonomy places the organism in Eukaryota, Fungi, Ascomycota, Eurotiomycetes, Chaetothyriales, Cyphellophoraceae.
AUGGGCGUAUUUGGUCAAACAUGGACUCUCACCAAGAAGAACCUCCUUAUUGUCGCGUGGCGGCAGUGGUUCUCUACUGUCAUUCGCGCGAUCCUCUUGCCGAUAGGUUUCAUACUGCUGAUCAGUUACGUGCGCCUGUUCUUCCUUCCGCCUUCGAUAUAUGGCUUUGGAGAGCCUCGACCCAUCCGUGACCCCGCCAGUGCGUUUGCUGCGCAGUCUGGACGAGAUCGUGUUGUUAUUGUGGACAAUGGCUUCGCCGGCGGCCAGAUUCAGCAAGCCUGCGAUGAUCUGUCGCAAGUGUACAACGAUGCUGGUGCCGAGGUUCAUGUCGUCUCAUCGCCGUCUGAUUUAUCUACUUGGUGUCGAUCUUCAUUAACAGGCUCAAGUCGGUGUUACGGCGCAGUGUCUUUCCUCCACUCUCCGACAGAAGGUAAUGCAGACAAUUGGGACUAUACUGUUUACACCGACUUCUCCUUGGGGCAACGUCUUCACGUCGGCCAAGACGACAAUGAUGCGGAGCUGUUCGCCCUACCUUUCGUUGGGGCAAUUGACGCUGCUAUCGCCAGAGCCAGUGGACAACAAUUGCCGGAAACGAUGUUCGAGUAUCCAUUCACCUCCGAGACAUUUCAAGAGCGCGAAGACGAGGUGCAGAGCCUCUUCAUGGGGGCCCUUGUCAACUACCUCGGCCUUGUUUUGUUCAUCGGAGUGUGCGGUAUAUCUUACCAUCUGCCAGGGCAUGUAGCUCGUGAGCGAGAACUGGGCAUGUCCGCUCUCAUAGAUACCAUGAAUCCCCAGAAGUAUCAAUGGUUAUCACAUGCGGCUCGCAUCUUCUCCGCCAACAGCGCCUUUGGGAUCAUCUAUUUACCAGGUUACAUCGCCAUUGCCGCAAUCAUUGGAACCAGAAUCUUCCUCCGUUCCGAUACUGGAGCUCAGAUUGCCUUCCACAUUCUUAUCUGUAUGUCUUUGGCGAGCUACAGUACCUUCGCAGCCAGUUUCUUCCCGAAGGCUCAACUUUCCGGAAUAACGAUUGUCAUCGCCUCCUGUCUUCUGGCGGUGAUUGCACAACUCGCUGUUCCGAGCACACAAGCGGCCGUGGCAGCCUUAUCUAUCAUCUUCCCUCCCAUCAACUAUGUCAUGUUCUCGCUAUACCUUGCGGCUUGGGAGCGAAAUUUGGUCGGCGCCGACUUCAAUCAAGCCGCCCCUUCAGGACCUGGUGUGCUUCCCGGAUGGUUCUACUUCGCUGCCGCAGCCGUUCAGAUUGUCGGUUAUCCUACGCUUACCCUCCUAGCGGAGCGUUUGUUGUAUGGCACAGCGUCAUCGUCCCGCACGACUGACAAGAACUUACAAGAAGGACCGUUUGCAGUGCGCCUUCAGCACUUCUCGAAGACGUACAGACCUUCCUGGCUAGCUAGGAUAACUCCAUGGAAGCGGGCAGAGACGGUGCACGCUGUGAGCGAUCUUAGUUUCACCACAUUAAGAGGUCAACUUGUGGCAAUGCUCGGAAAGAAUGGCUCGGGCAAAACUACCACAUUAUCUGCCAUCACCGCCCAAGAACGAUUCUCUUCUGGCCUCAUCGAGCUUGAUGGAACGGGAGGAUUAGGUCUAUGCCCCCAGAAGAAUGUUCAAUGGGAUGAGCUGACGGUGUACGAACAUGUCAGAAUCUUCAACGAACUCAAGGCCAAGUCCAGAGACUCAAAGACUGCCCUGCGCCAGGCUGUCGAAGCCUGUGAUUUGCAGCAGAAGGUUGAUUCCAAGUCUAAGACGCUCUCUGGUGGCCAGAGACGCAAGCUGCAGCUUGCUAUGGCCUUCACCGGUGGCAGCCGAGUCUGCUGCGUCGAUGAGGCUUCAUCUGGGCUGGAUCCUGUCUCUCGCCGUAAGAUUUGGGAUAUCCUGCUGGCUGAACGAGGUGCACGAACGAUACUCUUCACCACACAUGCUCUUGAUGAAGCCGACGCUCUUUCUGACCAUAUCAUCCUUCUCGAGAGUGGUAAGCUCGUGCUUGAAGGCUCUGCAGUUGAGCUCAAGCAGCGCCACGGCGGUGACUACCAGAUCGUUCUACAGUCACCUCUUGACACGGAUAUUGCUGCCGGACAAGACAUUCGUUACGAAUCGAGGGGAUCAAGCCAUAUCUAUCACAUAUCAACGGUUCAGUCUGUUGGGCCAUUCGUCGAGGGGCUCGAGAAGCUUGGCAUCCACGACUACGAAGUCAACGGUCCAACUAUAGAGCAAGUUUUCCUCCGGCAAGCUGAGAAGGAUCCUGAGUUCUCCGCCAUCCUGGCGGAGCCGGACAGAUUGGAAUCUGAAGAUACGUCAACCAUAUCAGAAACCGACCCCUCAUCAACGAAAGCACAGGAGGUUGCGGCGAACGAAGGGCUUGCUCCGCUGCCUGAGAGUCGAGCCAUUGGCUUCGUGGGUCAGCUCGCAGUACUAUUCUGCAAGCGACUCCGCAUUCUGCCUCGUAAUUACCUGCCUUACGCUUUUGGCCUGGUCGUCCCGAUCAUCGCAGCUAUACUAACCACCAACUUUCUCACCAGUUUUGAGCGAGCCGACUGCUCACCAGAUGCCCUUGCUUUCACUCCGCGAACUGCUGACGUACCCUCUGUGGCGAUAUUCUGGGGACUCGACAUUCCCGCCGCACCUGCCAGUAGAUUCGACCCUCAACGCUUUCUAUCGGUUACCGGUCCCUAUGGCGGGUUUCCGCCCUCGGCCCUUGCGGCACUGAACACGUACGGCGAGUGGGAUAAUUACAUCCACCAAAGAUUUCGCAGUGUUGCACCAGGUGGCGUGUUCCUCGGUAACGAGACGUCCAACAACGUCACGAUGUCUUACAAGAUUAAUGACGGUCUCUACUUUGGGGCUAUCACAAAGUCGGUAAUAGACGCCUACCUGAUGGAUCUACCGAUUUUUGCACGGUUCUCCAACUUCGCUCUGCCAAUUUCAGGAAGCACAGGAGACUCUUUGCAGCUCGUCAUCUAUUUCGGACUUGCAAUGUCUAUCUUCCCGGGGCUGUUCGCCCUUUACCCGAGUUACGAGCGCAUCAGGAAGAUCAGAGACCUUCAGUAUAGCAAUGGUGUACGGCCGGCUCCACUUUGGUUGGCACACAUCCUCUUCGAUGCCAUGUUUGUGGUUGUCAUCAGUACUGCAGCUCUUGCAGUUUUCGUGACGGGGCGCUCGGAAGAUUGGUACGCUGCUGGGCAUCUCUGGCCAGUGUUCUUCUUCUUUGGGCUGGCAUCGACUCUCUUCUCGUACGUGGUGUCACUGUUCGCAUCAACACAACUCGGCACUUUUGCGUUUGCGGUAGGAUAUCAGGCGGUCUCCCUCCUUCUCUAUUUCUUCGAUACUAACCUAGGCAGAUACUUGCUCCUGGUGGCAUAUAGCAUAGCCGACGAUCUGCAAACCAAUCUCAACACGGUGCAGUACAUACUCGGGCUGAUCAUGCCAGCUGGAAACCUCAUGCGAACUUUACUCCUGGCCUUGAACCAGUCCCAACUGCUCUGCCGCGAUCAACAAUACCGCAAACCCAGCGAUAUUCAGGUCUACGGUUCGCCGAUAAUAUACCUCGUCCUGCAAUGCGCUGCACUAUACACCUUUCUGGUCUGCUACGACAGUGGUUACUUCUACCGAUUUAGGCCGUAUGUUCUCGGCUGGCUGCGAUUGCGUUCCCGGCGAAAUGACGAGGAGGACACAGUCAAAUACCAGCCUCCGAUGGACGUGAUGCAGGAGACAGAGCGCACAGUAUCGUCACCAGGGGAUGCGCUCCGAGUCAUGCACCUUUCCAAGUCCUUUACACCCGGACGACUGGCCGUAUCGGAUCUAACAUUCGGCGUCCGUUCUUCCGAAGUCUACGCACUCCUUGGGCCAAAUGCAGGCGGCAAGACCACAACGAUCAGCUUGAUUCGCGGCGAGUUAAAGCCAACAGAAGGGUUCACGCCGCAGACAAGCGAGAUAGUCAUCAACGGCCACUCCCUGCGCACCAAACGCGCCGACGCGCUGCUGUCCCUAGGCGUGUGCCCCCAGUUCGACGCCAUCGACAUGCUGUCGGUACGCCAGCACCUAGGCUUCUACGCUCGCGCCGCCGGCAUCCCUUCGAGAGAAGUCAAGCGCACCGUCACCUACAUCAUGCAGGCCGUCGGGCUGACGCAAUACGCCAACCGCAUGGCCGCCAACCUGUCCGGCGGCAACAAGCGCAAGCUCUCGCUCGCCAUUGCCGUCGUCGGCAACCCCAAGGUGCUGCUACUGGACGAGCCUAGCAGCGGCAUGGACGCCGUCGCCAAGCGGGUCAUGUGGAAGGCGCUCAAGGCGGUCAAGAACCUGGGCAGAGACCGCAGCAUGGCCAUGGUCAUCACCAGCCACAGCAUGGAGGAGGUGGCGGCGUUGUGCGACCGUGUGAGUAUCAUGCGGCGGCACAUGUUGGCCGUGGGGGAGAAAGGGGAUCUGAUCAGGAGAUAUGGUGAUCGGUAUCACGUGCACUUGAUGCUGCGGCGAGAGGUUGUGGGAGAGAAGCAGGCUGAGCUCAGGGUGAGGCACUGGAUCGAGGAGAAUGUCGCCAGGGCGGUCAUCGAGCGGGAGAUGCUGCACGGGCAGUUGAGGUUCUGGGUGCCGCGGACGAGUGGCAAGGAAGCAGCCCUUGGAGGUCUGGCGCAUGUGUUCAGACUGUUGGAGGAGAAUAAGGUGGCGUUGGCCAUCGAGUAUUACUCGGUGGUGCAGACUAAUUUGGAGGAUGUCUUCUUGAAUGUGGUUGGCCGUGAGGAGACCUAG